Molecule: messenger RNA, 1730 nt
Organism: Hyla sarda
Lineage: Eukaryota; Metazoa; Chordata; Amphibia; Anura; Hylidae
Gene: POU2AF2
Product: POU class 2 homeobox associating factor 2
Exons: 9
Coding region: 1-1671 (556 amino acids)
Molecular function (GO): POU domain binding; DNA binding
Source: RefSeq, a predicted model, not a curated record
AUGGUGGAGAAACAGAAGUCGCCCAAGCCGCGCAAGUCGUCUCAGAAGAGCCAGGGCCCCAUGGAUGUCCCUUUCCAGCUCCUGGCUCAACACGAUUCGGGGGAUGGCAGGGCCUUAUUCUUAAAAGGAAAGAUUGGCUCCCGGGCAUACACACUGGCUUCACUUUACCCUCCUAAUAAACGACAGGUUCGCUGGCUGCUGAGGAACCUAGAGGAGCUAAAAGCUUUUGCGGAAGGCCCUAUCAUAUUGGGAUCCGACCUCAAUGUGGCACUUAAUCCCAAGUGGGAUACGUCUUCAAGACGCUCUGCCAUCUCUUCAGUGGCCCUUGGCACCCUGAGAAAUAAACUCCAAUCCUGGCGGACGUCUGGCGCUGUCUUCACCCAGGUAAACUACACUAAAUCUGAAAUAUUGAAUAUUACUCUUCCCUCGUCUACAGCCGCUUCUUUACGUGCCUCUUCCCCUUAUUGCUGGCCUCAGACUGGAGUGAAAUAUUUAGGCAGACGGAACCUACUACAAACAUACAUUGUUCUGUCGGUGUUGUAUAUGUUGAGGAUGGUGCCUAUUGCUUUACCGCCACCAAUGGCGGCGAUUGUUCCACACAUUCUUGUGGUCAGAAAAGUGACUAACCCAAUGAUGAAAGCAACAGUGUCGGUUAAACGGACAUAUGAUAGGAGACGCCUUGAAUGUUCCUUGACCCAUAAGCUUUUGUCUCCGGUGAUGCCUGACUCCUUAGUUCCCUUCCUCACUCACCCUCAGGCUACCAUGGUUUACGACAUUUGGCUGCAAUUAGACCAGGUUACCAUCCGGGACCUAUGCCCAGUUCCAACUGACUUCAAUAAGCGAGUCUAUCAAGGUGUCCGAGUGAAGCAUACCGUAAAGGAUCUCCUAGCAGAGAAGAGGUCCAGGCAGACAAAUGGAUCAAGGUUACAUGGCAGUACCAAUGUUUCCCAGACUCCAUUUGUCCAAAUGUCAAGUUCUCCUGUAUUAUCUGGAUAUUAUGGAGUAAGAAGAUCUUUCCUUCCUGAAUCUGACUUUCAUGCUGGGAAGCAAUAUUCGGCUGAUAUUUACUCUUCAUCUUUGGGUUCAAAAUCAAUUGGAUGUGAGCCAGCAUCCAUACAGAGUUACCCACCACUGUUGGAUCCCUAUUUCUCGGAUACUAUAGGUGACUACAGGAGCCCAUCAAUAACAUCUGCAAGUAGCUCACUGUUCAGCACUUCAUCACUGCCUUCUCUUCUACCUCACUUCUCUGGUGACCCAUCACAUUAUUUAUUGAGAGAGUCUUGGGAGCAGACUGUCCCUGACACAAUAAACCAGCUGGAUGGAUUGUGUACAGAUGCUUCACAAACUGUAUCAUCAUCUACAAGUUGCCUGCCCUCUGAAAAUGGAGCUGUGCACUAUCGAAGUUCAAGCAGAGGGUCAUCAACAACACCAGGAACACAGUCUUAUUCACUUCACUCUCUCGAUGAUGUUCAUUACUCCACCAACUUUCCAACUACUUCUUCAUAUACAUUCUCACCCUUUAUGACAGUGCCCAAUGAAGUGACCCCCAAAAUGGCUCAUCAUCUUUCCCCAGAGGACUCCACUGAGACAAAUUCUCUGCAAGACAAUUCUUGGCCAAAGGAUGAUGCCAAUACAGUGUGGGGACCGUAUGAACUUAGAAGGAAUUACUAAAAGCUGUAUUAGUUAUUGCUUUUUUAAUGUUUUCUAACUGGUUUAGUUCUUAUUGGUUA